GUUCAGCACUUCGAGACAAACACUGAUGUGGAUUCCAGACUCCUUUUUUUCCAGUUUGCUGAGUGGAAGAAUUUCAACACUGAAGGAUGAAACUGGUGCUAUAUUUAUUGAUCGUGAUCCAGCAGCAUUUGCACCCAUUUUAAAUUUUCUUCGCACAAAGGAGUUAGACUUAAGGGGAGUAAGUAUUAAUGUUCUCAGGCAUGAAGCUGAAUUCUAUGGAAUCACUCCUUUAGUGAGAAGAUUGCUAUUAUGUGAAGAACUGGAACGCUCAUCUUGUGGCAGUGUCCUUUUUCAUGGCUACCUGCCUCCUCCAGGCAUUCCCAAUCGUAAAAUAAAUAAUACUGCCGGGCCACCAUCUGAUGUUAGAACUGGUCAAAACUGCUCCGAGAGUGAGAUUCAUGGAGGUGGUGGUGUCCAACCUACACUUGCUGGUACUGGGGAAGGUACAGUCAGGCUAGGAUUUCCUGUGGACCCACGGAAAGUCCUAAUAGUAGCUGGCCACCACAACUGGAUAGUAGCUGCCUAUGCCCAUUUUGCUGUUUGCUACAGAAUCAAAGAGUCAUCUGGGUGGCAGCAAGUGUUCACAAGCCCCUAUCUGGACUGGACAAUUGAGCGAGUGGCUCUCAACGCUAAGGUGGUUGGAGGACCUCAUGGAGACAAGGAUAAGAUGGUUGCAGUUGCCUCAGAGAGUAGCAUAAUCUUGUGGAGCAUUCAAGAUGGUGGUAGUGGCAGUGAAAUUGGAGUGUUCAGUCUUGGAGUCCCUGUAGAUGCUCUCUUCUUCAUUGGCAACCAGUUGGUGGCUACAAGCCAUACAGGGAAGGUGGGAGUGUGGAAUGCUGUGACUCAGCAUUGGCAG
This is a messenger RNA of Nestor notabilis (Kea), 856 nucleotides long. RefSeq names its product BTB/POZ domain-containing protein KCTD3-like. Gene Ontology annotation, biological process: protein homooligomerization. The annotation marks the transcript as partial. Gene Ontology annotation, molecular function: protein binding. Lineage: Eukaryota; Metazoa; Chordata; Aves; Psittaciformes; Psittacidae. The transcript has 9 exons. The record is from RefSeq and is a predicted model, not a curated record.